Paramecium primaurelia is the source of this 300-nucleotide messenger RNA. Lineage: Eukaryota; Ciliophora; Oligohymenophorea; Peniculida; Parameciidae. The record is from the annotation of a GenBank genome assembly.
AUGAAUAGUUCUCCCUACAUAGUUAAGAGAAAACAAAGAGUUGGUGAUUGGAUCUGUGGUGUAUGUAAAAACUUAAACUUUUCAUUCCGAAAUCAAUGUAAAUCCAAUGAACAAUAUCCAGGCAAUCGAUGCAAUAAGUUCCCGCAUAGAAAAUCAUCAAAGCAAUAAUUUAGAGGUUUUCGAACAUUGGUUCUCAUCCAUUAUGAGGAACCAAUAGAAAGUGUUGAUGAAUUACUAGAAAACCAAAUUGAUCCAAUAGUUAAAUCAAGCCUUUUGGUGUUGGAUAUGGAUCAAUUUUGA